CCCCGACCUCUCAUCGCUACCUUAUAUGGCAGCACCGGGGUCAAGUGGAGAAUCCGGAAGCUAACGCAUGAAGCGAGGUUAAAGCGAGCCGACGCCUACUUCACUCCACGUUCUGUCGCCAGCACGCAGCUCUCUUGUUAACUGUUUUGAGCGAAGUCUUUCAUCCCCGACACAACCAUGCCUAAAGGAUUAGUGAAAGCCAAGAAAUAUGACUGGAAAGAUUCCAACAUGGCCCUCUUUGGCUCCGACACGGAAAAGCAGGUCAAAAAGGAGUCGGCAGAGACAGAACCAGCAUGGCAGGGAGCGGGGCAAGAGCCAGGCCUGAAGAUCUGGAGGAUCGAGCAAUUUGAAGUCAAAGACUGGGACCAAAAAAACUAUGGCAGCUUCUACAAUGGUGAUUCCUACAUCGUCCUCAAUACAUACAAGGAGGAGGAGACGGAGGAACUCAAAUUUGAUGUCCAUUUCUGGAUCGGCAAGAACAGCACUCAGGAUGAAUAUGGAACCGUUGCCUACAAGACUGUUGAACUUGACACAUUCUUGGACGAUGCUCCUGUACAGCAUCGUGAAGUUCAAGGUCAUGAAUCAUCCCUCUUCAAGUCCUACUUCCCUGCUGGCAUAAUGACGAUGGAGGGUGGAGCCGAAUCCGGCUUCAACCAUGUGGAGCCAGAGACCUACGAACCUCGCCUCCUUCACUUCAAUGGGAAAGGAAGAAACAUCUCUGUCAGGGAGGUGCCCCUCAGCAAGAAAUCUCUCAGGACUGGUGAUGUGUACAUCCUUGACCUUGGCAAGAGGUUUAUCCAAUACAAUGGCAGUGGAUGUAACAUUAUGGAGAAGUCCAAAGCGAUGGAGUUCCUGGGUAAACUGAAGAACGAGAGAGGAUCCAGUGAUGACACUGUCAUUGACGAGGGUGAUGGAUGUCCUGAGUUUUUCGAUGCACUGUCUGAGGAUGAUAUUGACGAUGACAGUGAUGACGAGGACGAUGGGGAUGGAGACAAGAAACUCUUGAAACUGAAUGCUGAAGGUACCUUUGAUGAAGUCAAGACAGGAGAUAUCAGUAAAGAUGACUUUGUUUCUGAGGAUGUGUUCCUCCUCGACACCCCUUCAGAUGUCUUCAUCUGGAUCGGCUCCGGUGCAUCUCCAGAUGAGAAGAAGAACGGUUUCCCUCGUGCACAUGACUACAUGAAGACCAGGCCCAAGGUGUUCACCCCACUGACAGUCAUCAAGGAAGGGGGGAAGUCAGCAGCCUUCGAGGUGGCGAUCUCUGCAUAAACCACAACUACAGCCAUAUUGGACACCAGAUCUCUUGGACAGGCUGGGACGAGGCUAAGGAUGAGUACAGAUACUCUCUAACCCAGAUUCUUGUCAGUUGGAGGACCAGAAGGAGGAUCUACAAAGUGUGAAGCAUUAUCAUCCAUGUUCUCACACUAACCAAACCAUGGUAUUGGAAUUUCAAGAUCACCAUGACUAAAAUAUUUGCAAAAGAACUGUUUAAUUAAUCUGAUCAACUUUGAUUCUGGGAAUACUGAUGUUACAGCAAGGUCAUAUCCGUUUUUUGGAAAUGACCUUCCGACCUUACAGAAAUGAUCUUUUGUGAAGGUCAUUGGCCUGACUGAGAGAUUCUGGUGUUGAACAUUUUCUGUAUUAAUAGUCUAACGUACCACGUAGCUGCCGCCACAAACAUAUAGCGUAAGCAUUGUGCAUGAAACGCUCUUUAAACAACAAACUGGGUAUUUUCGGAGGAUUUGCAUAAGAAUUUAUCAUUGACUUGAUCAUAUCUGAUUUGUUUCCUACUGUACUUGUGCAAUAGAUCAUAACUUGUUGAUAGUCAUCCUCAAGUGCUGUUUGCUUAACCUGACUGAAAGAACUUUAUUGUUGAAUUCAUUGCAUAUUUCAGUCAUGUAAUAAAUAAUAUGCAUUGCAUAUUUAAGGCUUGUGGAAGAGAAGAAUUAAGAUCUGAAAGAAAGGUAUUUCUUUAAUGAAAAAUAACAACUGCCAGAGUUAUUCUGAAAAAUAAAGACCAUGUUACAUGUGCCUUAAACCUGAACUUAUGUGAUAAAUACAUGUACGUAGUUAUCUUGUAACUUGUAUUUGUAAGUGCAUGUUAUCUUAUUGUUAUGUCAUCAUGUAAAAGUUAAUGCUACCCAGGUCCUUUCAUAGUACACUUAAACCACACACUAACAUAUGACCUUCUGUCUAUCUGCUUAUGUUACCUAUGUUCUCAGGACUACAAAACAUAGUAUUGAAACAAAGUCUGGAAUCCACAAAUCUGUUUCUUUCCUCUUGAGACUGCAGAGAGCUGUAAAGAAAUGCUCUUUCUUUAGUGGGGACUUAUGGUAAAGGAUACAUUUUGGAGAUAAUUUUGAUAUAUGUAUUUUCUGUAAUAUUUUGACAUUCACACUGUGUUUGAAUCAAUUGACAAAACAUCUUCUAAGAAAUUUAAGACUUUACAUAGAGUUAAUUUCAUUUAACCCAUGUCUGUUAGCCCUGUGCAGAUAGCUUGUAGCUUGCCUUUUUUAAAUUAGAACAUGACAGACUUCUGUAGGUUGUUUUUUUUCAUUUAUAGCUCUGUAUGUUAUUGUUAUUGUGAGCAAUUUAUUUUCUUCCUGACGUAUUUAGAUACAAAUAAAAAAUACUCUGUU
Haliotis rufescens (red abalone) is the source of this 2639-nucleotide messenger RNA. Its product is annotated as gelsolin-like protein 2. NCBI's taxonomy places the organism in Eukaryota, Metazoa, Mollusca, Gastropoda, Lepetellida, Haliotidae. Gene Ontology annotation, molecular function: actin filament binding. The record is from RefSeq and is a predicted model, not a curated record. Bases 178 to 1269 code for a protein of 363 amino acids. The transcript is spliced from 15 exons.